Vigna angularis (adzuki bean) is the source of this 2407-nucleotide messenger RNA. RefSeq names its product tRNA dimethylallyltransferase 9. Gene Ontology annotation, biological process: cytokinin biosynthetic process; tRNA modification. The coding region runs from base 57 to 1142 and encodes 361 amino acids. Gene Ontology annotation, molecular function: tRNA dimethylallyltransferase activity. NCBI's taxonomy places the organism in Eukaryota, Viridiplantae, Streptophyta, Magnoliopsida, Fabales, Fabaceae. The record is from RefSeq and is a predicted model, not a curated record. The transcript is spliced from 9 exons.
UCUUAAUAUACCUCGGUUUGAACUUGGCACGCUUCACUCCCACUGCAACCUCGACCAUGAUUAACAAUGGCGUCUGCACUCUCCGCACCUGCUUCCGUUUUCCGGGGAGGUCGCCAUUCCCACCAUUGCAGCGCUCGUUCACUUUCCGGCGGCGGUUUCUGGUGACUGCAUCCCAAAGGAAGAAGAAAGAGAAGGUUAUUGUCAUUUCUGGACCCACCGGUUCGGGCAAGAGCCGCCUCGCAUUGGAACUCGCUAAGAGCCUCAACGGCGAAAUCGUCAGUGCAGACUCUGUCCAGGUAUAUCGAGGGCUUGAUGUUGGAUCUGCAAAGCCUUCCCCAGAUGAAAGAAAGGAGGUACCACAUCAUCUGGUUGACAUACUGCACCCAUCUGAAGACUAUUCUGUUGGGCAGUUUUUUGAGGAUGCAAGGCAAGCUACAAGAUGUAUUCUUGACAAUGGCCGUGUUCCCAUAGUUGUUGGAGGCACUGGAUUGUAUUUAAGAUGGUUCAUAUAUGGAAAGCCAGAUGUACCUAAAUCUUCUUCAGUGAUUGCAUCUGAAGUAAAUCAAGAAUUAGCUGAACUACAGAGGAAUGAAGACUGGGAUACAGCUGUACAGUUGGUGGUAAAAGCAGGAGACCCAAAGGCUCAAUUUCUAGCAGUGAAUGAUUGGUAUCGACUACGGCGUAGCCUAGAGAUUGUUAAGUCUAGUGGAUCACCUCCUUCUGCAUUUCGGGUACCAUAUGAUUCUUUCAGGGAACAGGGUGAAUGUAGUGUUGCUGAUGAUUCUGAGUUAUCUGAUAUAAACACGUACGGUGAUGGAAUGGAAGAAACCAGCUCAUCAGAGUUAGACUAUGAGUUUAUGUGCUUUUUCCUUUCUAGUCAUAGACUUAACCUCUAUAGAUCAAUUGAUUAUCGGUGUGAAGAUAUGCUUUUAGGAAGGGAUGGGAUUUUGUCCGAGGCUCAGUGGCUUCUUGAUACGGGUCUUCAUCCAAACUCCAAUUCUGCAACUAAAGCAAUUGGUUACAGACAAGCCAUGGAGUACUUACAAAGAUGCAGAGAGCAAGGGGGUCAGAGUUCUGCUGCAGAGUUUUACAAAUUCUUGUUUGAAUUUCAAAAAGCAUCACGUUUUUCCUGCCGGAUGUAGCACUCAAACAUUUGAACGUUUCCUUGCUGCCAUGCACCGUGAUGUGAUGCUAGACCAGCUUCUUCUUCUUGCUUCCAGCCAUGCCUCCAUCUCCUACUUGUAGCUGCUGUAUGUUGGGUUUGAAGGCGUGCGGGACCAUGGUGUGGAGUGUGCUUCCUUGGUUCUUCAAGCUUGAUUGAUGGGAGCUGAUUGCUGCACGCUGCAAUGGUGAAUCUGCUUCAUCUCCAACUCUGGAUGCUCCCUACUUCAGGCGUGCCUUCCUCCCAAGCCAGCUGGAUGCGUGAUGCUUCUCCAUGUGUGUUUCUCCCUUAGCUACGUUCAAGAACCAAGCCUCAAACAAGUGUUGGCUGCAGCUGUUCCAACUCCAAACUGCUGGACCGUGAGCACCUAUUGCUAGGCGUACAGCAGCUCCCUUCAUCUCGGCUGAUGUGUGCUCUCUUCAUAAUGAAGCUCCAAAGCUUGCUGGACGUGGAGGACGUGAAGACUUCUACUGGACCAAGCUGCUACUAUUGUGUGCUUGCUGUUGUUCUCCAUCCAGCCAAUGAAUCCAUGAACGGUGGUUGCUGUACCAGCUCCAACCUGCACCUCCGUGUGCUAGCUUCUCUUUACUGGACCAAGGACGUGUUGCUAUUCCAUUCCAUGGAAGUCUUUCCCUUACAUGAGCUGUUGCCUCUUUUGACUCUUCCUCGAUGGAUGUGCUUUGCUGGACCGUGGUGAACUUGAAGGCUGUUAUGGGGUGUAUUGGACGGACACCGUGAGAGCUUUCCAAAUGAGAAAUAUAUGUGUGUAACAAGUAGGUGGCAGCUGCUGGAUGUUCCCUUGUGCCGUGGCAUUCCCCUUAGCAUUCUGGAAUUCAUUAUGAGCUUUCAAUCAACCAAGUGGUGUCCCCCUCCAUUAUGCUUCACGGUUUACUACAUCCUUUCUUAAUCCAAAGAAAAUUCUCGCGGCUCCCACUUUGAUUCCAUCCAAAACUUUGCUUGUAAAAUGAAUUAUUCAUGGGCCCAUUAUAUUUGGAAGAUGACUACCGUGAGGAAUUGUGGCAGCUCCUUUGCACAAUAGAAAAAUCACAUAUGUUACUUUGAUUUGCCAAAUGCUUUGCUGAAUUUUCCAUGUGGGCCGUGUGUAGCACUUCUUUAGAAUUCAGCAUUUUGGAAGUCUUUCAUGUGGACAUGACUUUGCCAACCCAUGAGUGGUGGCUCCCUUCUCUAAUUUGGUGUCUCCCACUUCCUUCCAAAAAGAAUAAAAGAUUUCUCCAUUUUGUCUUA